Esox lucius (northern pike) is the source of this 1299-nucleotide messenger RNA. RefSeq lists its product as uncharacterized. NCBI's taxonomy places the organism in Eukaryota, Metazoa, Chordata, Actinopteri, Esociformes, Esocidae. The record is from RefSeq and is a predicted model, not a curated record. The transcript has 5 exons. The coding region runs from base 412 to 1209 and encodes 265 amino acids.
GCAUCAAUUGUAUCAGACCUCUGGUUUAUGCAUUCACUUUGGCCUCUGUCUAAAGACGACUUUCUCAGCAGGCAGAAAUGACAUCUAAAUGAAUACUUGAGGUCUUCCGGGUGUGUCUGAAUGUUUUCCAGUGACAUUACGUGACGUUUGUUUUAAAGAUGUGCACCUCGACGCUAGACCUUCCCUGUCACGUCACAGGACAUGAGUUUCUGAGAGAAAGACCACGAGCUGAAAAUGUUCCACUCAAUUGAACCAAUCACUGCUCUGCUGCCCUUUAAUGGUGAAGUCGAUCUAGUCACUAUCACGGAAAUACACACCAGCGACUCUCUGACACCAUUCAGACCCUGCUACUCUCUGACAACAUCAGACCCUGCUACUCUCCGAUAACAUCAGAACCUGCUACUCAGACAGAUGGACAGGUUGGGGGUUGCUCUCAUCACAAUCUCAUUUUUAGGCCAACUUGUAGGUGCUGUUUCCUCCGGUCAAGAUGGGAUCUCUGAAUUAGAGGUGGAGCUGAUAGUCAGACCAGGAGACAAUGUGACUCUUUACUGUGACUGCAUGACAUCCACUGGAGUAGAUAUUUUGUGGUAUAGGAACUGCUCUCACAAGCACCAGCCUCCUCUUGUUAUUUCAUCUUACAGGGAUCACCUAAUACCUUUUGAUCAAUAUUUUCUAAAUUUUAUUCCUCGGUUUACCUUGUUGUGGAACCUCUCUAACAACACCUAUGAUCUACUGAUUGAGAACAUCACUGAAUCUGACCUGGGACUCUACUAUUGUGGGACUAUGGAGACUAAGGUGAACAUUGGAAAAUCUAUUGAAAAACAACGAUUUUACAACUAUGGAAAUGUCACCACAAGGCUUUCAUUUGACAUCAGUCCAACCAAGCCCUCCUCCCCUCCUGAAGACUGUGGGGUGUGUUGGACUCUGAUGUUCAGUCUGUGUCCUGUGUCUGCGCUCCUCUCCUCUCUCCUCUCCUCCUCCUGUGUUUACUCCUUCUGCAGAAAAAGAAACGCAACAAUGGAGACAGCAGAGGUUCCUCUGAACAGGAUCAACACCACAGGAAGUGGCAGCAGAGAGAAGGAGGAACAAGACCUGUGUUACGCCUCACUGGAUAUCCGCCAGGGACAGAAGAGACCAAAGAAGAAGAAAGUGCAGAACUCUGACUUCAGUACUUAUUCAACCAUCAAAUACCAGCAGAGUGUGACCUAAACCAGCCAACAAUACAAGCAAAGUGUGACCUAAACCAGCCAUCAAUACCAGCAGACAGUCAUUAAAGACUUAACCAGUUGUAAAUACAAA